Armigeres subalbatus is the source of this 1058-nucleotide messenger RNA. It is a transcript of the gene Rpn12, whose product is annotated as 26S proteasome non-ATPase regulatory subunit 8. The coding region runs from base 172 to 960 and encodes 262 amino acids. Gene Ontology annotation, cellular component: nucleus; proteasome regulatory particle, lid subcomplex; proteasome regulatory particle. NCBI's taxonomy places the organism in Eukaryota, Metazoa, Arthropoda, Insecta, Diptera, Culicidae. The transcript is spliced from 3 exons. Gene Ontology annotation, biological process: proteasome-mediated ubiquitin-dependent protein catabolic process. The record is from RefSeq and is a predicted model, not a curated record.
UUGUGUCAUGACACUUCAAUUUUGUGCAGCUUGCUGGACGAUCGCAUUGUGUUUAUCGUUUUCUUUCUAAAAUCGUAAAUCCAUCUCGAUUUUUGCAGUUUAUUCCGAAGACCCGCCUCCAGUGCCGUGACCAGCGUCUGUAGAUCUCAUACGAAGCAGCACCACUCGAAGAUGGAUAACGUCGUCGCCUUGUACAAGCAGUUGCGCACCGAGUGGACCAAAGCUCCCGUCAACAUGAAGCUGUGCGGUUCGUUGCUGGACAAGCUGAAGGUUGCCCUGGUUGAACUGUCCUAUCUGCCCACUGGAAACAGUUCCGCCACGCAACAGGAGCUGGUAAUUGCACGGGAUGUCCUCGAAAUUGCCGUCGAGUACAGUGUGGCCACAAAGAACAUUCCUGCCUUCGAGAGAUAUAUUUCACAGCUUAAAUGCUACUACUACGAUUACAAAAACCAGCUGGGCGAAUCCAAAAACAAAAACCAAGUGCUGGGAAUGAACUUACUUUUCCUGCUGUCGCAGAAUCGUGUAGCCGAGUUUCACACGGAGCUGGAGCUGCUUCCGGCCGAUAUUAUCCAAUCCAACGAGUACAUCCGUCACCCGCUGGCCUUGGAGCAGUAUCUGAUGGAGGGACGCUACAACAAAAUCUUCCAAGCGAAGGGCAAUGCCCCGUCGGAGCGGUACAACUUCUUUACCGAUAUUCUGCUGCAGACGGUGCGGGAUGAAAUCGGUGCCUGUCUGGAAAGCUCGUACGAGCGGGUUUCCCUCCAGGAGGCAGCCAAACGGUUGAAUCUCAAAACCAAGGAAGAGGUGAAGGAAUUCGGUGAGAAGAAAGGCUGGAAGCUCGGAUCGGACGGGUUCUACCACUUCGUUAGUGAGUUGGUCAAACCAAAAGAUCCGAUGCCGUCGCAGGAGCUGGCCGAACAGGCCAUUUUCUACGCGCGUGAGCUUGAGAUGAUCGUUUGAGCAGGAUUUCUUUCCUCCAUUAGGUGCGUAAGGUUCACUGAUUUUUCUAUUGGUAUAAAAGAACAGAUAAUUUAAUAAAUAGAGACAUGAGUAACGAA